Syngnathoides biaculeatus (alligator pipefish) is the source of this 1321-nucleotide messenger RNA. RefSeq names its product exosome component 2 (gene exosc2). The transcript has 9 exons. The record is from RefSeq and is a predicted model, not a curated record. Bases 96 to 1037 code for a protein of 313 amino acids. Gene Ontology annotation, cellular component: cytoplasmic exosome (RNase complex); nuclear exosome (RNase complex). NCBI's taxonomy places the organism in Eukaryota, Metazoa, Chordata, Actinopteri, Syngnathiformes, Syngnathidae. Gene Ontology annotation, molecular function: RNA binding. Gene Ontology annotation, biological process: TRAMP-dependent tRNA surveillance pathway; U4 snRNA 3'-end processing; poly(A)-dependent snoRNA 3'-end processing.
GGGUCCGUUCUGGACAACAGCCCAAAAAAAUGUAAUAAUUGAUAUUGAAAAGUUGAAGUUCUUAACUAUUACGGCAGGUGGCGACCUCUGUGAAAAUGUCAUGUCUGCAACUGUUAGCAGGAAAAUGUCAAAGAAGAAGAACAGCAAAAAGCAGCAUGGCGGCUGACAUGAGAUUACCAGCCAUUAGAAAACUAGAAUCUCCUUCUCUUUCCACUGGAGACAGAAGAGAUUUGGUCGUGCCCGGCGAUGUGAUCACGUCUGACUCGGGUUUCAUGAGGGGUCAUGGUACUUAUGUGGAUGAGGAGAAACUGACUGCUUCCGUGGCUGGAGAAGUGCAGCGAGUGGACAAACUCAUUUGCGUGAGACCUCUCAAGACUAGGUUCAACGGGGAGGUUGGCGAUGUCGUCGUUGGCAGAAUCACAGAGGUGCAACAAAAACGAUGGAAGGUGGAGACAAACUCCCGACUGGACUCCGUCCUUUUGUUAUCUUCUGUCAACCUGCCUGGAGGAGAGCUGAGGAGAAGAUCGGCAGAAGACGAGCUCACCAUGAGAGAAUAUCUACUCGAGGGAGACCUCAUCAGUGCAGAGGUGCAGUCUGUCUUCUCCGACGGGGCCUUGUCACUUCACACUCGUAGCUUAAAGUAUGGGAAACUCGGCCAGGGGGUGCUCGUCCAGCUCUCGCCGUCUCUCAUCAAAAGACAAAAAACGCAUUUCCACAACCUGCCGUGCGGCGCCUCCAUCAUCCUUGGCAACAACGGCUUUGUGUGGCUUUAUCCCACACCGGGACAGCAGGAAGAGGAGGCCGGGGGCUUCUACACCAGCCUCGAGCCUGUCGGCCUGUCGGAUCGCGAGGUGAUUUCCCGGUUAAGGAACUGCCUGCUGGCUCUGGCGGCGCACAAGGUUCUCCUGUUCGACACCAGCGUUCUCUACUGCUAUGAAUCUUCACUGCAACACCAGGUUAAAGACAUUCUGAAACCAGAAGUGAUGGAGGAGAUUGUGAUGCUGACACAACAGAAGCUUAUUGAACAGGAAGGUUAAAUCGGGAGUCGUUCACAGCCGCCGUUGAGUCACAUGCUGACCAAAUCAACUUUGCAAACAUUUCCCGUUUUUGUAUGUUCUCUGCUGUUGGAACUCCAACAAGUAAAAACUCUUCUAAUUGUGCCUUUGGAAGAAAAAAAAAAAAAAAAAAACAGUAUGUUUGGAUGCAAUAAAAUGUCCUGUGACCUUUUUUUUUUUUUUUUUUUUUACUGUGGUGUGACUCAUUGUCAAUGACUGCUCCGGUUAUGUUUGUGUACUGUUAAUAAAACUGUACAUACACUUGC